Messenger RNA from Sebastes umbrosus (honeycomb rockfish), 1460 nucleotides. Its product is annotated as cAMP-regulated phosphoprotein 19-like. The coding region runs from base 50 to 502 and encodes 150 amino acids. The record is from RefSeq and is a predicted model, not a curated record. Gene Ontology annotation, molecular function: protein phosphatase inhibitor activity. Gene Ontology annotation, cellular component: cytoplasm. The transcript is spliced from 3 exons. Lineage: Eukaryota; Metazoa; Chordata; Actinopteri; Perciformes; Sebastidae.
CACAUCCCUAUCUGGCAUCGACUCCCCGGCCUGUUGCUGGUCAGGCUGCAUGACAGGCUGCUGCUGCUCAACCCGCCUAGUGAGUCGCUCCCAGCUGCACCUUUUAUCCUCCAGAAGAAAAGAGCUGCUUGAACGGCAAAACCGUACAGGAUCCAAUACAGCUAUGUCUGAGGAGGUUGACGAGACGAGGCCUGCAGAGGAACAGCAGGAAAUGGAGGAUAAAGUAAUCAGUCCAGAGAAAGCAGAGGAGGCCAAACUGAAGGCCAGGUUUCCUAACCUAGGAGCCAAGCCUGGAGGCUCAGACUUUCUCAGGAAAAGACUCCAGAAGGGGCCAAAGUAUUUUGACUCUGGUGACUACAACAUGGCCAAGGCAAAAAUGAAGAACAAGCAGUUGCCAUCAGCCCCGACGGAGAAGACGGAGAUCACAGGGGGGCACAUCCCAACACCUCAGGACCUGCCUCAAAGAAAGACUUCAAUCGUAGCCAGCAAACUGGCUGGUUGAUGAUUUCAUGUUUGCUGUUUUGUUACCAUUCCAACCCCCCACUUCAUAUCUACCUGUGGUUACGUUUUUGUUUAUUUUUCACCUUUAUAUGUAUUCUCUAAGAACAAGUUAUGUACCAAGCCAAAUUCUUGAGAAAAAGUGGUAACACUGAAUUGCCAGUGAGUUAAAUCCAACAAAAAGUAGUAGCUGAAAAUGUUUCUCAAGAUCUUAAAAAAGACUAUAUAGUGAUUGAUUAUAAAAAUAUUAUAAAUAUGAAUGGAAGUUAAUGCUAUCUUAUUCUCGCAUAACAUUUUCACGUUUAAGGAUAUAUGCCUCCAUACAAAUUGCCUGUCUAACAGCAGCUGGAGAGGAAUCUUGUUCUGCCAUGUUACUGAUAGUUACAGAGGCAAAAACACUUAUGAGUUAUGACCACAGACAGUUUGCAUUGAUAUAUGUGUGAAGUAGAAGUUUAAUUUACAGAUACGCCUUUCAGUUUGAAACGGUUUUGAGUAUUCAAUUGCUCAUAUGGAGGCAUGUCUGUUUAAAGAGUGAAAAUACUUAAUCUUGCUUUUUUGUUUUCUAAUCCUCGAUUGUCUGUGUCCCUUCCUCUCUCUGUGAAGCUGUUUGGUUCUGUGCUUUCAAAGUACUGAAGAUUAGAUCACACACAGUUAGUAGCCAGUUGUAUUUUAAUUCAUUUUAGUGACAUUGGUUUUCAAGGACUUGCUGCUGGUCUCCAUCUCAUCCUGAUCUCUAAAAUGGCCUUAAAAGUUAUGAACCGUUGUUCCUCUUGAGCAAUAUUUGCUCCCUCAGUGAGAAUCUUGGUUAUGAAUUUUGCCUGAAAUGUCUGUCACUGUCUGACUGGAAUCACUUAAGAUUUUAUGGAAAGAAACUCCCCUGACAUGUCUGGAGUGUGCAUGUGCAUUUAUUGUGCAGUCACACUGUGCCAUUUGUUUUGUAAAUAAAAUAGUUUUGCAUAAUA